Messenger RNA from Drosophila busckii, 967 nucleotides. RefSeq names its product protein lin-52 homolog. Bases 315 to 746 code for a protein of 143 amino acids. The record is from RefSeq and is a predicted model, not a curated record. Gene Ontology annotation, cellular component: DRM complex. NCBI's taxonomy places the organism in Eukaryota, Metazoa, Arthropoda, Insecta, Diptera, Drosophilidae. Gene Ontology annotation, biological process: regulation of DNA-templated transcription. The transcript has 5 exons.
GUCACAACUCCAAAAAUUUUCUUGACGUUUUGUUUUUAUUUUUUUGUGUCUAUAUACUGCACUGGCAAUGUUCGAGAUUUUUUUUAUACUCUGCAACAAAAUUUAUUUUUUUUUUCUUUAGCAAGGGAGAACGCACACGUCCGUUAUCUUCGACAGCUAACUUAGGGGUGAACACCGACUCAGCGAUAUCAUUACUACAUCGUUAUUGGUUGACGAUAUCACAUUGUCAUCCAAGAGUCGCAGUAGUCGAAAAAAUAUAUUAAACUCUUGUUUACAAAUUGCGCUAUUGCUUAAAUUUAGCAAAAAAUUUCAAUAUGAACCAAACAGUGUUAAACGAUCAAACAAAAGACACAGCUUUAGUGACGCCGAUUAUAGAGGAUGAAGCUAAAGAGAAAACAAACGUGUUGAGCGCCAAAGAAGGUGAACUGAUGUCUAUGGAAACAUUGCGCGAAUCGCCAGUACAAUGGCCAAAACGCUUGCCCGGUAUGGAUGAGUUUAUAUUCAAAAGCGAGACUCCCAUACAUCUGCCCAAUACGGAUGGUACAUCAAAGUUCAAUAAAUCCAGCGGUGCAACUAUAAGUGAUUUUGCGCGCUUGCCACCGGAUCAGUUGAUUGAGCGUAUCAAGGCUAUGAAUGAUCAAGUAUAUCAACUGGGUCUCCGUGAGUCUAGAGAGAUGACACGCGGCAAGCUUUUGGGCAUCUUUGAUCAGGAACGUUUAACGCGAACUCGUGGAAUGCGUAAUUAAUACCAGGACAAAAACCCACAAAUCAAUUGACUGAGAAUUCAAAUUAUUAAACAUUAACGAAACUACUACUAAAUGUACAGUUUAAAACAACACUAACCCAUAAUUAUAGUUACCUUUUUCACAAGUGUGUAUUUAAAAAAGAGACGCUUACUGUGGCUAUAGUUCAUAAUCAAGAGCCUGGUUACGCUAGUCAACAAUAAAUAACAUUUAUUUCCAUUAAA